This is a messenger RNA of Delphinapterus leucas (beluga whale), 7174 nucleotides long. NCBI's taxonomy places the organism in Eukaryota, Metazoa, Chordata, Mammalia, Artiodactyla, Monodontidae. The record is from RefSeq and is a predicted model, not a curated record.
UGGCUGCCGGCUCCCCACACAUCAGUGUCUUCAAGGCCCUGGAUUCACACGUGCAGGUGCCCCUCUGACGCGCCCCUGCUCCGCUGUCUUCUGGCUUCAAGACUCAGCUGACCUCUCUCCUUCUCUGGGGGUGUCCUCCCCACCUCCCCGGACGCCUGUGGGCUCGCUCUCCGGGCCUCCGCUCUGUGCCUGGUGGAGGGGGCAGGGAUUCCUCAUGCCAGCUCCCUACUUCCUGGAGGGCGAACACCCCGGCUGAGUCAUCCCCGCACUCCCGCUGCCGUCUCGGGGUCCCACGCGGUGCUCAGUAGCUGCGGGAGGAACCGGCGAGUCGGGCUGGGAGGAGAAGCCGGCCAUCCGCCCGCCUCUCCCGUCAUCAGGCUGCAGCCCCGUCCCUGCAUGAAUGCUGCUUUUGUAUUUGUCCUCCCCGGGGAUGUUGCUGGGUGGGGUGUGCUGGUUUGGGAGGGGGAUCCCGACUCUGGUCCUGCUGACCCCUAAGGCUCUGGGGCCCUGGGUCAGCCGCUGCCACUGGCUGAGUCGCAGGCAGAGGUUGUGCUGAGUGACUUGAAGUUCCCUUCUGGGUCUGGUGUUCACGGGGCCCACUUUCCCAGGUCCCUGUCUGAGCUUCUGGAGGCUUAGAAUCUGUGUUUCCAACCCAGCGACAGAAGACCUGCCGAGGAGGGAGCGUGAGACAUAUUUUCUGUGAAUCCAAGGGCCAGGCCAGCCCCAGACUUAGGCCCUGUCUAAGGAGUUGCUGGGGACCCAUAAUGCCACUUGGGGGGCCCAGCUCUGCCUUUCCUCGAGUCGUGACCUCUCUGAGGGCCAAAGAGUCGGUGGGAGCCGGGAGAAUGGGCCUCCUGGAGAUGGUCCCUCUUCCAGCCACAGCCGAGGUACCUGGGACCCUGGGAUUCUGUGCCCAGAUGGCCCGAGCUAGCUUCCAGGGCCUGAGAAACCUAUUCUCUGGGUCUGUCCUCCCAGAGUGGGCUGUGCAGCCAGUGUGUGCCCCUGCAGCCCGGGGUCUGGCCGAGGGAGGUUACAGAUGGGUGCACAGGGGAAUGGAGCUGGGGUCCAUGCCGGUGUCCACGCGUGUGUGUGCAAGGCCGCUCGGGGUCCAGGCCGGGGCUGUGGAGGGAAGAGAGAGCGGGGGUUUGGGGGCAUCCACUUGUCCUCGAAUCCGGGGCUCUCCCCGUGUUUGGGGGAGGCAAGGGUGAGUUCCGGGCACAGAGGAGCCCCAGCAGGGGUGAACGAGGAAGGGCUGGGGUGCUGGAAAGGGAGUUAUGGGAGGCCAGAGGUCAGGCUGGGUCUCUCCUGGGGUCACAUCUGGCUUCUGGGUUGAGCGUUGAGGCCAGGAUACCCGGAAAUCACGGGCAACAAUGCACACUUUUCUGGGGAGGGUGGCCGGAGCCUUCUCCGGCUCCCGGAGGGAUCAGCGGCCCAGGCCAGCGUCAGUACCAGCGGCCUGGAAGCCCCAUGUGUUGGAGCUGGGCCUCUGUGGGCAGUGUGUUUCUCAGAGCCAACGGCCUCCCUUCCCACAAGCGUUUGUCCUCCUCCCAGACGGGGCCUGGUGGGAAGAUAAUUAAAAGUGACCCAGCACUGCAGAGUUGUGCAAAUUGCGGGAUUAGCGGGGCAUUAGCGGGAAGCCUCACAAAAGGGCCACCCUGGCCCUGCCACCCCUCCCAGCCCCCAAACCCCAGCUCAGCACAUAAAGCCGAACGGUGGUGAGCCGGUGGGGAGGUGAUCUUAAUCCUGACGAAGUAUUACCAUGCAGACAUGGGGAAGGUUCUGGAAAGUUCUCUGUGGCGGUCAUCGGACUUCGGGACGUCCUACACCAAGCUUACCCUUCAGCCUGGCAUCACUACCGUCAUCGACAACUUCUACAUCUGCCCGACCAACAAGAGAAAGAUCAUCCUCGUGAGCUCCUCUCUCAGCGACCGGGACCAGAGCCUGUUCCUUAGCACAGACGAGGGCGCCACCUUCCAGAAGCAGCUCAUCCCCUUCUCCGUGGAAACGUUCAUCUUCCACCCCCGGAUAGAGGACAAGGUGCUGGCCUACACCCGGGAGGGCAAGCUCUACGUAUCGUCGGACCUGGGGAAGAAGUGGACCCUUCUGCAGGAGCGAGUGACCAAAGACCAUGUGUUCUGGGCUGUCUCUGGAGUGGAUGCUGACCCAGACCUGGUCCACGUGGAGGCCCAAGAGCUCGGAGGAGGUUAUCGGUACGUCACCUGCCAGGUCCACAAUUGCUCCGAGAAGACGCUGACAGUGCCGUUCGCGGGCCCCAUUGACCACAGUUCUCUGACCGUGCAGGACAAUUACAUCUUCGUUAAGGCAACCUCAACAAACCAGACCAAAUACUACAUCUCUUAUCGUCGCAAUGAAUUUGUCCCGAUGAAGCUGCCGAAGUAUGCGUUGCCAAAGGAUCUGCAGGUCAUCAGCACAGACGAGAGCCAGGUGUUCGUGGCCGUGCAGGAGUGGUACCAGACCGACACCUACAACCUCUACCAGUCGGACCCGCGCGGCGUACGCUACUCGCUGGUGCUGGGGGACGUGCGCAGCUCGCGGCAGGCGGAGGAGAGCGUGGUCAUCGACAUCCUCGAGGUCCGAGGGGUGAAAGGAGUCUUUCUGGCGAACCAAAAAGUCGACGGGAAGGUGGUGACGCUUAUAACCUACAGCAAGGGCCGAGACUGGGAUUACCUGAGGCCUCCCAGCACAGACAUGAACGGGAAACCAACCAACUGCAAGCCCCCGGACUGCCACCUGCACCUGCACCUGCGCUGGGCCGACAACCCCUACGUGUCAGGCACUGUGCACACCAAGGACACCGCCCCCGGCCUCAUCAUGGGCGCAGGUAACCUGGGCUCCCAGCUUGUGGAAUAUAAAGAAGAAAUGUACAUCACAUCAGACUGUGGGCACACCUGGAGGCAGGUAUUUCAGGAGGAGCAUCACAUCCUCUACCUGGACCACGGUGGCGUGAUCGUGGCCAUCAAGGACACCUCCAUCCCCUUGAAAAUCCUCAAGUUCAGUGUGGACGAGGGCCUCACCUGGAGCAUGCACAAUUUCACCAGCACCUCCGUGUUUGUGGAUGGGCUGCUGAGUGAGCCGGGGGACGAGACGCUGGUCAUGACCGUCUUCGGCCACAUCAGCUUCCGCUCAGACUGGGAGCUGGUCAAGGUGGACUUCCGGCCCUGGUUCUCCAGGCAGUGCGGCGAGGAAGACUACAGCUCCUGGAACCUCACCAACCUGCAGGGCGACCGCUGCGUCCUGGGCCAGCAGAGGAGUUUCCGGAGGAGGAAGCCUACGUCCUGGUGCAUCAAGGGUCGGAGCUUCACGGCGGCGCUCACGGCCCGCGUGUGCCAGUGCCGUGACUCAGACUUUCUCUGUGACUACGGAUUUGAGCGCACCCCCUCCUCCGAGUCCGACGCCAACAAGUGCUUUGCCAACUUCUGGUUUAACCCCCUGUCCCCGCCUGACGACUGUGUCCUGGGCCAGACCUACACCAGCAGUCUCGGGUACCGGAAGGUGGUGUCCAACGUGUGCGAGGGCGGCGUGGACCCGCAGCAGAGCCCGGCGCAGCUGCAGUGCCCCCUCCUGCCGCCGCGGGGCCUGCAGGUCAGCAUCCUCGGCGAGGCGUUGGCCGUGCGGCCGGGGGAGGACGUGCUGUUCGUGGUACGGCAGGAACAGGGCGAUGUCCUGACCACCAAGUACCAGGUGGACCUGGGGGACGGCUUCAAGGCCAUGUACGUGAACCUCACGUUGACCGGGGAGCCCAUCCGGCACCGCUAUGAGAACCCUGGCGUCUACCGCGUGUCUGUCAGGGCGGAGAACAUGGCGGGACACGACGAAGCCGUGCUGUUUGUCCAGGUCAACUCCCCCUUGCAGGCACUCUACCUCGAAGUGGUUCCUAUCAUUGGCAUCAACCAGGAGGUGACCCUCACAGCUGUGCUGCUGCCCUUGAACCCCAACCUCACCGUCUUCUACUGGUGGAUUGGUCACAGCCUGCAGCCCCUGCUGUCCCUGGAGAACUCUGUGACAACGCGGUUUGGGGACACAGGGGACGUGCGCGUGACGGUGCAGGCUGCCUGCGGGACCUCCGUGCUGCAGGACUCCAAGGUGGUCCGCGUGCUGGAUCGAUUUCAGGUCAUGCCUCUGCAGUUUUCCAAGGACCUGGACGCUCACAACCCCAACACCCCCGAGUGGAGGGAGGACAUUGGCCUCGUGGUGUCCCGGCUCCUCUCCAAGGAGACCAGCAUCCCCGAGGAGCUGCUGGUGACCGUUGUAAAGCCAGGGCUGCCCACCUUGGCCGACCUGCACGUGCUUCUGCCCCCUCCCAGGCCCACGAGGAAGAGGAGCCUCACAAGUGACAAGAGGCUCGUGGCCAUCCAGCAGGUGCUGAAUGCACAGAAGAUUAGCUUCCUCCUGCGUGGUGGCGUCCGGGUGCUGGUGGCCAUGAGGAACGUGGACACAGAUUCUCCAAGCCUGGGAGGAGGUGGCGGCUACUGGGCGGUGGCAGUCGUCCUCAUAGGGCUGUUCGCGGUGGGAGCUUUCAUCCUCUACAAGUUCAAAAGGAAACGCCCCGGCAGGACCGUGUACGCCCAGAUGCACAAUGAGAAGGAACAGGAAAUGACAAGCCCUGUGAGCCACAGCCAGGACGUGCAGAGUGCCAUCCAGGGUGAGGAGUUUAUAGAUGAUGAGCUCCACUCACAGACACUAGGGAAUCACUCCGGCGUGGUCCUGAGCGUCAACUCCCGAGAGAUGCACAGCUACCUGGUGGGCUGAUGCCGCUGGAGGCCGCGCCCAGAGCUCUAUCCUCUCCGCCGCUUCAUCCCCUGUGGAGGGCACAGGACCACACGUGCCACCGGCACGGGGCUGGGACCGGCGUCCCCUCAGAGACCUUGGAAAAGCCUCCUUCUCCAGCUGUGUCCACGCAAGACGACAGAUGCACCUCUGUCCAGCUCAAGCCCGCCCAGCCCACGGCCGCCCAGGAAACCCGCCAGCUCCUGCCUCCCCGGACACCAGGCCCACGUGCCGCCCGCUGCGCCACCCGCCCUCCCAGACUCUGGGCACUUCUCUGGACCUCACACGGCCGCCCUGGCUGCCCACGGCUGGUCACCGCAGCCGGGCCUGACUUCUCGUGGCCAAGGCUGGUCCCCCAGAGGCUGGGAGAGGCCGGGCUCUCAGCACCGCAGACCCGCCCCAUCACCUGUGCCGCGGGCUCCCGUCCCAGCAGAGGGACAGCGGGGCCCUGCUUCCUUCCUCAUUACCUCCAGGAAGGCAGCUCCCACCGCAGGGCCGUCCCUCUGCAGGGGUGUCCACCGCCCCGCCAGAAUCCAGAAAGCCAGUGGCAGGCCCCCCAGUACCGCCUUCCGCACCUGCCGCUGUCCUUCCUCUUUUUAAACUGCAGGUAAUGUAAAUACCUCUCUAGGUAGCUGUUUGCGUUUGGGGGGGGGGAGGGGAGUGUUCAACUUCCUAUUUUUAUUGCCAGGCAGUGGCCCCAUUCUCGGGAACCCCUUCCCCAGAAUGCCCAGGGAUGCUCCUCUGCCCCUUCUGGCAGCCUUCUCUCCUGGGGCCCACAAGGCAAAGGCUCUCCCUGGCUUCCCCCCCGCCCCAGCUCGCCCCAGCCCGACACAGGGUCCUAGGGAUCCAGCGCCUGCACUUCCGAAGGAAGCCAGCAGGCGGCGCCCUCGCACGGGGGUUCCCGCCUGCGGGAUCCCGUCUUAGUGGCCACGGUGGGAACGGCCUCUAGAUGCCCAGAGUGUUCGGUGCUUCCGCAUAGCCUGAGGGACGCACUUAGGAACCGGGAACCAGGCGGGGUUUCGAAUGGCAGAGCCCGAAGGGCCGCCAAGUAGUGUGCUCCUCGUUUUGAAGAUGGAGAAACUGAGGCCCAGAGAGGGAGUGAUUUUCCCAAGGUCACACAGCAAGACGGCAGCAGAGGUGCCCAGGAGCCAGCCCCCCCUGCUCCCCGUGCAGUGUGAUUCCACUCGCUCACAGAUGCCUAGAAUCAGGGACACUAGGGAUAUAUGGGGGCAGAUUUUCACCUUUUGCCUUGAAACUGGAAAUCAGUACCCCCUCCCCAUCCUCUCCCUCCUCCCCCUACCCACCCCGCAGGCUGGGCUCUCAGGUGGCCGGGGCCUUCCCCUCAGAGGCGGGGACAUCACAGCCCAGGCUAGGAACUCGCUGGCCGUGGGAAGUCCGGAAUGAAGCCUGGGGGGCAUUAGCCCACUUGCCCAGAAAAGAAACAUGGCCUGCGGGAGGGAGACCAGGGAUGCACCCUCACACCCAGAACACGUGGGAGGCCCUGAAUCCUUGUGGAGUGGGGGACCUCUGGAGUCCAGCUCCUUGUGUCACAAACGGGGACUCAGACCACCCGAAACCAGCUCAGAAGGGGUCACUGCAGGUCACGGGGCAGGCGACAGAGGCAUCCCUCUCCCCACCCUGCCGGCCCACCGCCUGGAGCUCCUGGCCCAGCCCGGCAGAGCUCGCCCUGCAAGCCGUCCUCAAGACCCUCCUCGGGGAAGGGCUGGGGCAGCGGACCCCAGACUGGAGCUGGGGGGCUGUGUGGGAGAGGCUGGGUUCUCCGCAGCCUGCCCGAGGUCGCCAAAGACGGCUUAGGAACCCUGUGUCUUGCUGUCCACCCGCACCCGGCCCGUCCUGUGAGUGUCAGAACCAGGGUCAGACAUGUGUCAGCACUGUCCAGGUCCAAGGUCAAGGUCAGCAAGGACACAGCCCCCAGCUCAGCAGUGCCUGCGGGUGACGAGCCCUUUGCCCCCCCCUUGACCCUCAGCUUCAUUCUCUCUGUCAGGGUAGGGUUUUCGCUUUCGCUAUUUGUGUUUUUCAUGUAUUUUAUGUCAUUAUUUCUAUUAAGAGCAUUUUGGGUGUGUGGACCCAAGAACCUGGGAAUAAGUCGGCACCUAUAUCCUGAUACUUUCCUAUUCCCGUAAUCAUAUCAAUCACCACAUAGGUCUAUGGAUUUAUCUGGUUCUACGUUUGAGGUUCUGUGUAUUUGAUGUACAGGUACACACGCCGGCACCUGGGAAUAACGGGCUGGGCUUGGGCAGCUAACGUUUCAUUCAACAGGGUUGAGCCCAUACUUCAUAUAUGCACAUAACAGAGAUGCGAUCGAUUCUUUCUUAUUUUUCCUUUUUAAAAAACAAUAAACCAUUUGUGAUGCUUUUAACAAAGA